This is a messenger RNA of Cantharellus anzutake, 1193 nucleotides long. RefSeq lists its product as uncharacterized. Bases 323 to 1180 code for a protein of 285 amino acids. Lineage: Eukaryota; Fungi; Basidiomycota; Agaricomycetes; Cantharellales; Hydnaceae. The transcript has 6 exons. The record is from RefSeq and is a predicted model, not a curated record.
CCAACGCUGUUUACCAUCUGAGUGCUGAGAAAACUUUACACCUCACCGCGCCCAGGCACACAGAGUCAUGGUUUGCGCGCGCAAGACAUUCGCCAUGGAAUGAGUGACGAUCUGCGGUGUUUUGCCAUAUUAAACCUAUAAGCCAAGCCUGACGGCCAAUUGCAAGUACCUAGCAUACCGCUCCGCCUGGACCAGGACUCAAAUCUGCGGUUACCAUAACUCCCGACCUUGAUUCGAUCCAGACCACCCCCUCCAUCUCUAGAUAAGGGGGAACGGCAUCCACAAUUUCUUCGCUGGUUCCCACGAGGAAACCCUCCCUGAGAUGGACCUCGGAGUUCCCGAUAACUUAAAUUCUCACAUCCGGUCUCAUUCUGCUACUCUAACCGUCAAUCCGCAGGCAUCUUUCCGUAAUUACGCCAUAGCUCUGAAUGCACUCGCACGCAGUCUCCAUGCAGGCAUUCGUGAUGUGAAACCUGGGGAAUUGGUCACUGGAAGGAGGCGUCCAUUACCUGUUGAAAUCGUGUUAGAGAUUUUUGAGUGGGCAGAUAUCAGGGUGCAGGCUGUUGAGUUUCAUUCUGAUAGUUGGGUAUCGGCACACGCAUCCAAUGGUGAAGCCUCGAGGUCGAUCUGGUUCUCUGCGGGGCCAUUGGGACCAGAAUUGCUUCAGCAAAGGCUGAGCAUGCAGCUUGAGACGCUUUCUCAUGAUCAGGGAUGGGUGGGCGAUCCAUCGGCUGGAAGCUGGUCAGGGUUUGAGAUAGCAAUAACCACAAGAAACCCCACCAAUGGCCAACUACGAAUCCUACAAACGGAGGGCGAUAAUAUCCAGUUGCUGACCUGGAAAUCUCAUUGCAACACUAUAGAAACCCGUUUUCCUAUUCAUCACACUGGUAUCGAGUUUCGGCCAGACCAUGAAAUUUGCAGCCGUUCCAUUACUGUGUACGCAUUCGCACAAUACCCAGGGUGGUCUUGUUUUGCGGAAAGAGGGAUACUGAGAGUCAUGAAAACGUUCAUACCAACACACAUUCAUCCAACUGAUCCUUUUCAGGCGGACCUAACAACCCGCCAUGCUCCCCUUCCUCUCUGCGCGUUCCCUACAUAUCCGCGCCUUAUAAUGGAUGUAACUCGCCUCGCCAUUAGCCACGAUACCUAUCUCGUUUCUAAUUCGCCCUCCCAGCAUUGACCGGAAGAUACUA